CAAACGCAACACGGGGAGGCGAACGCAAAAACAGUGAGCGGCAUCAAGCUGCCACCCAGCAAGCCAACAUCGUCGCUCGCCUUGCCCGGACGCAAAGGUGUAGUAAACCGCGUUUACAAGACCCAAGAAAUCAGGCACGACCGUCCACGAAUAAGUUGUAUCUUCUUGUUUAGGGUUUAGUGACAGUGAAUCUUGUAUACCGGGAGACGCGCAUUGCUAAAAUUAGCCUAGCCCUCUCCCGAGUGUUUCUCUAUGGGUCCGUGUUAGCAUUGGUUAGCUCGCCGGCUAGCAGCUCCUGUCAUCGCAAUCACCGCCCAGCAGUUUAAUUGGGAUGCCAAUUUAGCGCUCGUCCAGUUGGUGAUUUAUGCGUUUCCCCCUGUUUUUUGGGAGGGGUUAGGGGACAUUUGACAGCUCCGUGUCCAAGGGGGGUUGUUAUGAUGCAGACGCCGGGGAGGAUAGCAACCGCACCAGACGCCUUGGACUUUACUGUGGAGAACGUAGAAAAGGCCUUGCACCAGCUGUACUAUGAUCCCAACAUUGACAACAAGAAUCUGGCCCAGAAGUGGCUCAUGCAGGCCCAAGUUUCUCCUCAGGCUUGGCAGUUCUGCUGGGCUUUGCUCAGCCCUGACAAGGUGCCUGAGAUUCAGUAUUUUGGUGCUAGCGCGCUCCACACCAAGAUCUCCCGCUACUGGUCGGACAUCCCCAGCGACCAGUACGAGUCGCUGAAGAGCCAGUUGUUCACGCAAAUCGCCUGCUUCUCAUCUGGUGCCAAGAUGGUGCUGACGCGGCUCUGUGUGGCAUUAGCCUCGUUGGCGCUCAACACCAUGCCUGAAGCAUGGCCCGGUGCUGUGGCCGAGAUGGUACGAGUGUUUCAAGAGGAAGGUGGAGGAAUCGAUGGGCGAGCUCGCUGUCUAGCGCUUUUGGAGCUGCUCACCGUUCUUCCCGAGGAGUUCCAGACCAGUCGCUUGCCGCAAUACAGAAAGGGACAGGUCAGGGGUGCCCUGGGCCGAGAGUGGGGUUCAGUGUCCCCGCUACUGCAGCAAUUGCUACGACGGACAGACAGCCCUGCAGCAGUGAAGGCCCGAGUGCUGCGCUGUCUGUCAUCAUGGGUGCUGCUGGACGUGCCGCUCAGCGAGAGCGAAGGUCUGGUGCAUGAUUGCUUUGUCGCCUUACCGGACCCCGAGCUUUUUGACACAGCUGUGGAAGCGCUGGUCAAUGCCAUUUCACAGCCUGACUCCCAAAGGUACGUGAACACGUUGCUGAAGCUGGUCCCUCAUGUGCUGGCUCUCCAGGAACAGCUCCGAGAGGCCGUCCAGAGCGGCGACAUGGAGACUUGCCAUGGUAUCUGCCGCAUUGCUGUCACGUUGGGAGAGAACCAUUCUAGGAUUCUGCUGGAACAGGUGGAUCACUGGCAGAGCUUCCUGGCUUUAGUCAACAUGAUCAUGUUUUGCACGGGCAUCCCCGGCCACUAUCCGGUCAACGAGACCACCAGCUCACUCACGCUCACCUUUUGGUACACGCUACAAGAUGAAAUCAUGUCAUUUGAGACAAAUAAGCAGGCAGUGUACCUGCAAGUUUACAGGCCAGUCUAUUUUCAACUAGUGGAUGUUUUGCUACACAAAGCCCAGUUCCCUUCAGAUCAAGAGUAUGGAUCCUGGUCCUCAGAUGAGAAAGAGCAGUUCCGAAUUUACAGGGUGGACAUAUCUGACACGCUUAUGUACGUCUAUGAGAUGCUGGGUGCUGAGCUGCUGAGUAAUCUGUAUGACAAAUUAGGACGACUCUUGACGAAUACGGAGCAGCCCACGUCGUGGCAGCAUAUAGAGGCUUUGCUCUAUGGCUUUCAGUCCAUAGCAGAGACGAUAGACGUCAAUUACUCGGAUGUCAUUCCGGGCCUCAUAGGCCUGAUUCCCAGAAUCAGCAUCAACAAUGUUCAGCUGGCUGACACGGUGAUGUUCACCAUUGGUGCUUUGGCUGAGUGGUUAGCAGACCACCCGGUGAUGUUGAGCAGCGUCCUGCCACUUGUUCUGCAGGCUCUAGGCAACCCUGAGCUUUCCAUCUCGUCUGUUUCCACACUGAAAAAGAUCUGCCGCGAGUGCAAAAGUGACCUACCGCCUUACGCCAAUAACAUAGUAGCCGUAUCUCAAGAAGUUCUAAUAAAGCAGAUCCACAAGACGAGUCAGUGCAUGUGGCUGAUGCAGGCGCUGGGAUUUCUGCUGUCUGCUUUGCCUGUGGAGGACAUCCUGAGGAACCUUCAUUCCCUUAUCACGCCUUACAUCCAGCAAUUAGAGAAGCUAGCAGAAGAGACACCUAAUCCAUCCAAUAAAUUAGCUAUCAUCCACAUCUUGGGGCUGCUGUCCAACUUGUUCACCACGCUUGACAUCAGCAAGCAGGAUGAUGAAUCAGGGGACGGCUCUGCUGUGCCUGUCAAAACAUCCCCUCCCCCACCUGGACCCAACCCGGUGGUGGUGGUUUUGCAGCAAGUGUUUGCCCUCAUACAGAACGUACUCAGCAAGUGGCUGAACGAUUCACAAGUGGUGGAGGCGGUUUGCGCCAUUUUCGAGAAGUCUGUGAAGACCCUGCUGCACGACUUCGCCCCUAUGGUGUCGCAGCUGAGCCAGAUGCUAGGACAGAUGUACAGCACCAUCCCUCAAGCCUCGGCCCUCGACCUUACACGACAGCUGGUCCACAUCUUUGCAAGCCAAACGGAGCACUUCCCGCCCAUCAAGGCUCUGUUUGAGCUCGUUACCUCUGUAACGCUGUCCAUCUUCCAGCAAGGACCCAGGGAUCAUCCUGAUAUUGUUGAUUCAUUUAUGCAACUCCAAGCUCAGGCCCUCAAACGGAAGCCCGAUUUGUACUUAUCUGACAGUCUGGACGUGAAAGCCGUGUACCACUGUGGACUUCUUUCGCUCAAGUUUCCCGAGGCUCCGACAGUCAAGUCAACCUGUCUCUUUUUUACGGAAUUGUUGCCCCGCUGUUUAGAUGUGCCUCCGUUGGCUGGGCUGCUGCAGGAGGACGGCAAGCUGCUGAUCCAGGCCCUUCUGGAAGGUAUCGGCGGCGGGGCCUCUCGGAACCUGAUGGACCAGUUCGCAGAGGUGCUUUUCAGCCUGAACAAGCACUGCUUCUCGCUGCUCGCCAUGUGGCUAAAGGUGACGCUGCAGCCGCCGGGCUUCCCGUCAUCACGGGUAACAGCGGCGCAGAAAGACCAUUUCUCCCAGCAGAUACUUAGAGAGCGAGUGAACAAGCGGCGAGUGAAGGAAAUCGUCAAGGAGUUCACGCUGCUGUGCCGAGGCCUGCACGGCACAGAGUACGCCGCUGAGUACUGAGUAUAGAAGGUUUGAAAGGAACAUUUAUCCUGAAUAGACAACACAAUUGAUGAGAAAGUCGCGACGGCGGUACAAGACUUGAUGGAAGCUCAUUUCACGGACAAACACCCUCGUGGCUUUUAGGGAGGCUCUUUUUUUUUUCCAUUUCCUCCUUCAGCUUCCCAGCAUGCUGCCUCGUGUCCCCUCUGAGUUCCUUCCACAGCAAGAUCCCACAAAACAGGCAAAUGAAUUGCCAUUUUGUGGACGGUCUUGCUCAGCCUUCUCUCCAUCUUCCUGUGGUUUCCUAGUGAUUUAUAUGAAACGAAAAUGGUAUCGUAACGUAGCUACUAGACGUUCUUAUUCAGGAUGACAUAUAUACGUAUAUUAUAUAUAUAUAAAUAUAUCGAGAGAAGGAGUUGUGCUGCUACUAGGGAGAAAGUGGUGUCAAUGUCUUAAGUGUGCGGGGUUCUGGAUGUUAUCCCAGCCUGUGAUACCUGCUUUUGCCAAAUGCUCAAACUGUUUGACUAUGUUUAUUAGAAAAUAAAGGACAAUAAUGGAACUCUGGGAAAAGGGAGGAGAGUCUAGGAGUGGGGCCUAAUAAGGAUCAUGAAUAAUCAUUCACGAUUUCUUUUAGUAAUAUAGUGUGUGCCUAACGUCUGGACACUAGCACAAGCAAAUAAUCCACAUUUUCAAAAAUUACCAAUGAGUGCCUCACUGUUUAAAUUCUAGGUUCAAGUGGAAUUUGUGAGUCUUCCGGCAUCUUUGAUCAAUAUGCAACACUUCAUUUCUUUCAUAUAAUUGUUAACAUUUUCAAAUGAUCUGGUCGCCAAAUUGGACUUUUUUUAGAACAGGCUUGCAGGCUAUAAAUUUGGUCCUUGGGGGGGCUCUAAAUUGUCCCUAUGUAAAUGGUAACCUCUCAUUGACUGGUAAUUAAUCAUUGGUGAACAAUUGCUGACGUGUCCAGACUUUAGCGAUACUGUUUACAAUGGUUUCCCCCACUCUAAGCACUGGUUUUGACAAUAAUUAAAAUUGUGCAUAUUUGUAUCCAUUUUCGCAACAUCUUUUGAGUGUGUGUGUUCAUAGCUGCAUCUUUUGCCACUUGUCCAGAGCACUUAUAUUGGACCUAUAAGUACACGAGCAUAACCUCAUCUUUCACCCCCCCCCCCCCCCCCAAAACAAAUGACACUUCUUCAAACUUCACUUCUCACCAGACAGUAAUGGAGCAGACUCUCCAAAAUCAGGAGCGGUUGCCUCAACGGAGGAACCGAUGGGAUUAGAAACCGAGAAUAUUGACUAAGGGGACCAUCAUCAGCAUUCAAAUGUAUUUACUCCCAUUCAAACUCUAAUCCUGCUGUCUUUUCCGAGGUGCCUGCAGACAUGUAGCAUGUAUUUGUGUUUUGUCGGGGAGGGCAGGGAAGCUUUCGGGACAAUGAAGGAGUCCGGAACAGAGAUAAACUGGAUGAAGUUAAAAGAAGCAAUUUGUUAAGAAUUGUGGGGAGGUUGAAAUGUACAUUGUUCUUUUUUGUACCUUGGCUUUAAUUUAUUAAAUAUAUCUAAGACUGCAAUCACUUCUUGCCUUAUUUCAAAGU
Molecule: messenger RNA, 4891 nt
Organism: Corythoichthys intestinalis (scribbled pipefish)
Lineage: Eukaryota; Metazoa; Chordata; Actinopteri; Syngnathiformes; Syngnathidae
Product: importin-13
Exons: 22
Coding region: 435-3323 (962 amino acids)
Biological process (GO): protein import into nucleus
Cellular component (GO): cytoplasm
Molecular function (GO): small GTPase binding
Source: RefSeq, a predicted model, not a curated record